AUGGCACCCAACGGCCUAGCGAUCUUGAUUGGUGCUGGUCCAACAACAGGAGCCGGCAUUGCCCGUGUUUUGACUCGCGAUGGAAACCUCGCUGUUGCCCUUCUAGCAAGGCGACCAGAGCCCCUGAACGAUCUUGUCAAGACUUUGCGGACUCAAACCCCUGGAGCUGUGAUUGAAGCUUUUCCAACCGAUACCAACCCGGACAACUUGAGGAAGGCUUUCGCAGACAUCAAAAAGAAUGAGAGCUUCGCAGGCCUGAAGCUCAAAGUUGCUAUAUACUCCAUCAAGAGCAGCAGCAAGAAGCCCUUCAUGGAAGAAACCUUUGAAGAUUUCAUGGAGCCACUGGAAUCCUACGUGGGUGGGGCGAUGGUCUUCUCGCAAGAAGCCAUCAAGCGGUUCUUUGAAGAUCAUGGGGAGAAGAGUCUUGCAGAAGGUGGCGAGAAGAAGGGUACUCUUCUCUUUACCGGCACGCUCGGUGCACUUCGAUGCAAUGCCGAGUUUGGGAGCUAUGGAGCCUCGAGAAGUAGUGUUCGACAGUUGGCGCAGGCUCUUGCGAGAGAGAUGAGUAGUAAAGGUAUUCAUGUGGCUCAUGCUAUUGCGAAUGGACGGAUUUCCGAUGCGGACUCUGAGGAAACGAAGUCUGGGAAACAUAUUGCGGCAGAAGCUGUGGGUCAGACAUAUCUAUGGCUUGCCAACCAACAUCCAACUCUAUGGACACAUGAGCUCGAUCUGCGCCCAGCACAGGAGAAGUUCUAG
This is a messenger RNA of Ramularia collo-cygni, 756 nucleotides long. RefSeq lists its product as uncharacterized. Lineage: Eukaryota; Fungi; Ascomycota; Dothideomycetes; Mycosphaerellales; Mycosphaerellaceae. The transcript has 5 exons. Bases 1 to 756 code for a protein of 251 amino acids. The record is from RefSeq and is a predicted model, not a curated record.